AUGCCCUCUUUCGCCGACCGCACCACCGACCGGAUCCUCGAGGUUAGCUACAGUCUGCUCGACAAGGGUCUCAUCCCCGACCCCGUUCUCAGGCUGGCCAUUAGGGCCCUCUCUCGCCAGAGGUUGCGCGAAAUCGACCAUGGCUCUUUCGAGAAAAACUAUGCCGCCAGGAUGAAGUGGAUAGAAGAUGUUCGCAACAUGCCCAAGAUUGCCAUUCUGCCAGAGAAAGCGAAUGAGCAACACUACGAGGUAACCACGGACUUCAUGCUAUCUUGUUUGGGACCCUGCGCCAAGUACUCCUGCUGUCUCUACCCCACCGGCAAGGAGACCUUGGCGGAGGCAGAAGUUCUGAUGAUGGAGAGUUAUUGCGAGAAAGCGUCCAUGAAGGACGGAUUAGACGUUUUGGACUUGGGAUGUGGUUGGGGCAGUCUCUCCCUUUAUCUUGCGCAAAAGUAUCCCAAGUCAAAAAUCACCGGACUCUCCAACUCGCGCACCCAAAAGGAGUACAUCGACCGCAAAGCAAAAGAACGUGGCCUCACCAACCUCGAGAUCAUCACUGCGGAUGUCAACACGUUUGACUUCAAUGGUUCACGAGCCUUUGAUCGCAUUUUCUCCAUCGAGAUGUUCGAACAUAUGAAGAACUACAAAGCCCUCAUGUCAAAGGUGGCCUCCUGGCUGCGUCCCACCAACGGGACAGAGGAGUCUCUCUUCUUCCUGCAUAUAUUCUGCCACAAAAGCAUACCGUAUCACUUUGAACUUGGUGAUGGAUGGAUGGCCAGGAUGUUCUUUUCAGGUGGAACCAUGCCGUCACACGAUCUUAUGCUAUACUUCCAGGACGACUUGACGCAUAUACGCAGCUGGUUCAUCAAUGGCAAGCACUAUGGGCGGACGUCUGAGCAUUGGCUCGAGAUUCAAGACGCGAACGCCAAAGUCGGUAUUUCGGAGCUUGAGAAGGAUGCCGUAGCACAGGGGUUCGACAAGUCGGAGGGUCGGAUAGCAUUCAACCGCUGGCGCGUCUUUUACCUCACGGUCGCGGAGUUCUUUGCCAUGAAUGACGGACAAGAAUGGGGGGUAGGGCACUAUCUCUUCAAACGCAAAAACUGA
Molecule: messenger RNA, 1104 nt
Organism: Epithele typhae
Lineage: Eukaryota; Fungi; Basidiomycota; Agaricomycetes; Polyporales; Epitheliaceae
Product: S-adenosyl-L-methionine-dependent methyltransferase
Exons: 11
Coding region: 1-1104 (367 amino acids)
Source: RefSeq, a predicted model, not a curated record